AUGAUCCAGUCACUCACCUGCUGGCUGGUAUGCGUUCCCCUGCUCCUCGGCACACUGGUCCUCGCCGGAACCAUAGCCUACCAAUCCCGAUCGCUCUCCUCCUUCCUCCCCCUGCACCCCAACGCCGCCGCGCCCUGCGGCGGCGCCCGAUCGCCGCCCCUCCGCGUCUACAUGUACGAUCUGCCCCCGCGCUUCAACGUCCGGAUGCUGGAUCCGUCCUUUCCCGACGGGACGCCGGUGGCGCCGGAAAAUUUCCCGGCGUGGAGGUGGAAUGACCGGCUUCUCCGGCAGCACAGCAUGGAGUACUGGUUGAUGGCCUCCCUUGUGUACGAUGGUGAAGAUCACAUGCCCGGGUCGACCCGUGUGGCAGUUCGGGUCUCGGAUCCGGACUCUGCUGACGUGUUCUUCGUGCCGUUUUUCUCGUCGUUAAGUUUCAAUUUCUACGCUUGGAAUAAGAAGGAACCUAAUGGAGUUGAUGAGCAGCUGCAGCUUGAUCUGCUCAACAUUCUAAGAGCAUCAACCUAUUGGAAAAGAUCGGGUGGGCGGGACCACGUGAUCCCCCUUCACCAUCCCAACGCCUUCAAACACUAUCGUGAUCGAGUUAAUUCAUCCAUAUUCAUCGUUGCGGAUUUCGGGCGCAUACUUAAAAUUUCUAGGCUGGCAAAAGACGUUGUUGCCCCUUACCCUCACAUGGUAGAUUCAUACAUGAAUGAUGAGCCUGAGGACGCGUUUGAGUCGCGCGAGACUCUUUUGUUCUUCCGUGGCGGGACUAAGAGGAAAGACGAGGGAAAAAUUCGUGUCCAACUUCAUAAGAUUUUAAACGGGACGAACGAUGUCAUAUAUGAAGAGGGACAUGCAUCUAAGGAAAGCUUCAAAGCUUCGGCCGAACGAAUGCAAUCAUCCAAGUUUUGCCUCCACCCGGCCGGGGACACGCCAUCAUCUUGCCGACUAUUCGACGCGAUCGUGAGCCACUGUGUCCCGGUUAUCGUGAGCGACAAAAUCGAGCUACCGUUUGAAAACGAGAUGGAUUACUCGGAGUUCUCGAUUUUCUUCUCUGCUAACGAGGCACUUAAACCAGGUUAUAUGGUCAGUGAACUAAGGAAGAUUUCGAAGGAGAAAUGGAUGAAAAUGUGGCUGAAGCUCAAAAGCAUUUCUCAUCACUUUGAGUUCAAUUACCCUCCAACCGAAGGGGAUGCUGUUAAUAUGAUUUGGAGACAGGUUAAGCAGAAGGUACCUUCGGUUAAGCUUGCUGUACAUCGGAGUACAAGGCUGAAAAUUCCAGAUUGGUGGAGGAGAUGA
This is a messenger RNA of Striga hermonthica, 1299 nucleotides long. Lineage: Eukaryota; Viridiplantae; Streptophyta; Magnoliopsida; Lamiales; Orobanchaceae. The record is from the annotation of a GenBank genome assembly.